Molecule: messenger RNA, 759 nt
Organism: Zychaea mexicana
Lineage: Eukaryota; Fungi; Mucoromycota; Mucoromycetes; Mucorales; Lichtheimiaceae
Product: Tim10/DDP family zinc finger-domain-containing protein
Exons: 2
Coding region: 250-534 (94 amino acids)
Biological process (GO): protein insertion into mitochondrial inner membrane
Cellular component (GO): mitochondrial inner membrane
Source: RefSeq, a predicted model, not a curated record
CUCAGGGAUUGUGUAAUUUGCUUACAGAAAAACCAAGGUAUAUAUCUCCAAAACAACCACUCGUGGAUCACACAAGCAACCCCCAUCAGUUUGAUGGGGUAGUGGUGACAAGAUGAUGUCUCUCCACACAACAAUUUAUACCCCAACAACAAGUCACUUUUUUCGGCUUCCUUUUCUGGACUUUACAACUUCGGGCUGUCAGUUUUCCCUCCCGUCUAAACACACUCACUCACUUCACCGUUAACCAACAUGAGCACAUGGAGCGGUAGUUUCACCCAAACAUAUGCGAACCCAGAGAACCUGGUCCGUGCCGAACAAGAGUUUGACGCUUUUAUGGAUUUGUAUCAACGAAUUAUGGACACUUGCCGUGCCAAGUGUAUCCCACCUCAUUACCACGAACCUGAUCUGAACAAGGGUGAAUCGGUAUGCAUUGAUCGCUGCGUAUUCAAAUACGGAGCAGUACAAAAAUUGCUGAGCAAGAAAAUGGAUGGUCAAGCCGAGAAUUUGAGCAAUUUAGGCUCGUCGGGUGGUUGAUUACCUAGUACCUUGUAAAUAAGUUCUCACUCAUAACACUACUAUUACUGCUACUGCUACUGCUACUCCAUCCUACAUCAUUUAUACCUUCUCCAGCUCUCGCCCUCUCUCUCUCUGUCUGUCUGUCUCUGUCUCUGUCUUUUUUCUUUCUCCUUGUUUCUAUCCGUUUUUUCUUUGUAUCAUACGUCGUAAUUUUUAACACACACACACACACACACACACACA